AUGUCUGGCAGGCCUGCCGACGAAUGGUGGCGGGAAGCUUCGCGCCAACGAUUACAGCAACUUCUCUCCGUUUCCAAUCACGAUGACUUUGGGACAAUGUCGAGCGCACGUCAAUCCUUAGACGAGGACAUGUCCGCGAUUCGGGCUGUCUUCAGAGCGGUCAGAUCUCACAGGAACAGUCUGGCGAGCAUCCACAAAUUGCCGAUCGAGUUGAUCGUACGCUGCUUUGGGUGGUUAGUCGACAUGGAGCCUCCUACUAGACAUAAAGUCAUCAACGAGCCUCCCAGCACGUUGGGAUGGAUCAAGGUCUCUCACGUUUGCGCUCUCUGGAGAGAUGCCGCUCUUCAUGAUUGCACGCUAUGGCGGAAACCAGCCUUCGACUUGGGGUUUGACUGUGCCAAAGUCAUGCUGUCCCGCGCACAAUCAGUUCCUCUCAUCCUGUCUUGCACCCUGUCCGAAAUAGCAACUCGCACAACACGUAGCGCGCUGCAGGUUUUUUUAGAGAGGCAUCUCGAUCAUACCGAACAACUCAAGGUACACGGUACCAAGAGCACAAUGUUCAGCACAUUGCACUCGACGCUUUCUAGUUCUGCACCGCUAUUAACUGGCCUCUGUCUUGAAAUUUUCGACAACUACGAUCAAGGAUCAUCUGUCGUUAACAUUCCGCCGACCCUCCUAGAUGGGAACGCACCGAAUCUGAAGACUCUCAGUCUCACCGCCCUGCCGCUGCCACCAUCUCUUCCCAUGUACAGCAGGCUCUCAUCCCUCGAUAUGGACCAUAUCCUUCCCCUCCCAUCGAUUGGUGCCCCUGCAGAGUUUUUGAGCUUGGUGCCCUCUCUGGAAUCAUUAUCCCUCUACAACAGUGUUGGCAUCCCAGCAUCGCCUGAUCACGUCACGACCAUUCAUCUUUCAAAGCUUGACACACUAUUUUUGAGCGACACUCCUCUAAGCUCCAUAGAAUUCCUUAUGAGACUACGCGCUCCAAUGUUAAGAUAUCUGUGUUUCAGCCCUGUUCCCAUAGAUGAAGAGAUUGUUUCAACCUUGACCACAUCUCUAUGGGUUGAGUACCUAUCGAUCCGCCGUGGAUUGCGUUCCUUGUUAGUUGAGACUCAUUUCGAUUCUCUACAAGGUACAUUAAAAAUCACAGUAGUCAGCUCUCAUAAUGUAUGGGGGCUUACAAGGCCAAAGCCCGUCAAGCCUGAUGGCCCCUCCGAGCCACUGCCGUCUCUAAUAUUCUUGCUCGGGGACGAUCUUGGUUCCGCAGAGCCUCGUCUCAGGAUGUGCAAUGUCCUGAGCCCGUCAUCCCUUCCUGUCGUCGAGCAUCUUUUUCUGGAUUUCGGAGGGCACGAAACCCUCUGGAACGCUGUUGAUCUAACCAGUUUCCUCCUUGAAAUGCCUCAAGUACAAACACUUUCACUCUACAGCCCAACUGUGCCGCCCGAGGAGGGAGGUUUCUGGGCCAUAUUCUGUCCCGACUCGGAGUCCCCUUUUACCCUCUACGCAGAGCCUUUCGAACGCCGCAUUCAAGGAUGUCUCUGUCUCCCGAAUCUUUCGACCCUCGCGCUCCUUGGGUCGAUCUGGUACACCGAAGGCAACGAGGAGUCUCGCACUGAUUUUCUCUCUGCAUUACGGAUGCGGAAGUCUAUGCACCCCGAAUGCAAAUUACAACGAGUUAUUCUCGGGGGUGGUAUUGAUCUCGAAGCGGAGUUUGUGGCGAACUUGCGCGAGUUGGUGCCGGAUGUCGAAGUCGUUGAAACUUAG
Molecule: messenger RNA, 1761 nt
Organism: Stereum hirsutum FP-91666 SS1
Lineage: Eukaryota; Fungi; Basidiomycota; Agaricomycetes; Russulales; Stereaceae
Exons: 2
Coding region: 1-1761 (586 amino acids)
Source: RefSeq, a predicted model, not a curated record